Molecule: messenger RNA, 2288 nt
Organism: Xenopus laevis (African clawed frog)
Lineage: Eukaryota; Metazoa; Chordata; Amphibia; Anura; Pipidae
Gene: rab13.L
Product: RAB13, member RAS oncogene family L homeolog
Cellular component (GO): cytoplasmic vesicle membrane; recycling endosome membrane; plasma membrane
Molecular function (GO): GTPase activity; G protein activity; GTP binding
Source: RefSeq, marked predicted
CCUCCCUCAUUCCAUCCCUCCUCUUCCAGCCUUUGUAUUCUCCCCUCCCAGACAACAUGGCGAAAGCCUACGAUCAUCUCUUCAAACUUCUGCUCAUCGGGGACAGCGGGGUGGGCAAGACCUGCCUCAUUGUGCGCUUCUCAGAGGACAGCUUCAACAGCACCUACAUCUCCACCAUAGGUAUUGACUUUAAAAUCAGAACCACAGAGAUCGAGGGGAAGAAAAUAAAACUUCAGGUCUGGGACACGGCCGGGCAGGAGAGAUUUAAAACAAUCACAACGGCGUAUUAUCGGGGGGCCAUGGGGAUUAUACUGGUCUAUGACAUCACAGACGAGCGAUCCUACGAGAAUAUCCAGAACUGGAUGAAGAGUAUUAAAGAGAACGCAUCAGCCGGGGUGGAGAGGAUGCUGCUGGGUAAUAAGUGCGACAUGGAGAAUAAAAGGAAAGUGCCCAAGGAGCGAGGCGAGAAGCUCGCUAAGGAACAUGGCAUCCGAUUUUUCGAGACAAGUGCCAAGUCCAGUCUGAAUGUAGAUGAGUCAUUUAAUACACUGGCCACAGAUAUCCUAAUGAAAAUCUCCAAGAGAUCAGCUCCAGGAGUUAAGGACCCAGUGGAUCUGAAAGGCUCAUCGAAGAAGGGAAGUAACAAGUGUUCUGUGCUUUAAAGGGAUGAGGAGGGAACGACUGUCGGGCCCCAGUCAGUUUAUGGGGAAAGGCAAAUAUAGGACUUUAAAUUAUGAGCGAGACCCAGGAACCUGCUGUGAAAAGAGGAAAAUCUCGGGGUCCCUGACUCACCCCAUUUCCUGGACUUUAUUGGGAGACUUUCCCAGCCCCCCUUUUUGAGCAACGCUUAGUGCCAAGACCCUGUAGCAGGGAGAAUCCAAGUACCACGGGGGUGUUCUCUCUAUAGAUAUUAUUCUGCUGGGGCUCCUUAUGCAGCAAGUGGACUCUCCUGCCCCCUGGUGGCGGCUGCUGGAACUCCCUUUUAGGGGGUGAGACUUGGCGGAGUGAGCAGGUUUGGGAGGUGGCAGAAUCGCUCAGAACUUUGGGAUAUUCCAAAUAUUAUUCAUUGCAGUCUUAAAGGGAAAGUUGGCUGCAUCUUUUCUUUAUCACAAAUGCAGCUCUAAUGGGACCAUUGGCUGCACACGGGGAAUUACGUGGGAUUCUAGCAGUGCCAAUUCAGGGAUUUUAUAGAAAUUUGUUAUUUCAGCAGCAAUCGUUUCCCAAUAUUCUGUUAUUCUGCAUAAAACCGGCCUGUUUUAAAGGGAUACUGUUGCCAGAUUAAAUUGUAGAGUAUGAGCGAUAAGAUAUAUAUAUACAACUUUCUGUUCCUGAAUAGAGACAUUUUAUAUACUGGUAGAUCAUGUGACCAUCUCUACUUCCUCUCUGGUUUAGCACAGCAGUCCUAGUUUGCUUUAUGGCUGGGAUUAUAGAUUUUAUAGCAAUAGUCUGUCUGUAGCAGAGACAAGAAGGCUUAGCCUGAGGUUACAUUUACCACCAUUAAUCCAUAUCUGCCCCAGUCUCCACUCCAGCUUUCCCUCUACCUCCCAACUGCCCUUUAACCCUUUCCCAACCUUCUAACCUCCCACCCUAUUAAUCCUGGUGUAAUCAGUUAAAUGGAAACAACGUGGAUUAGUCUUCCUUGGGCCCCGGCCUGUAUCCCAACCAGUCCCCCCCAACAACACCUGCCCCCCUGGGAAUUCUGGGUGCCCUUUUGACACCUGCAGGUUAUAAUGAGACGACAGUAUCCCUUUAAAUGUGUGAGAUGAAAGAAGGUGUAUGUGAAUGGGCACAAGGUGUCAGGUAUAUAUAUUGGGAGUAGCAAGUGAUAUUUAGGAAGUAUCAGGAUGGAGAAGGAAUGGGAAAUCUGUUUAUUCAAGUGAAAGAUUGUUUGAUGUUGGAACAAAAGGUGGGUUCAAUAUAUAAGAAUAAAAUGGCAAUGAAUAUAUCUCACAUUUAGGGGACAAAGAUUAAUGUGUAUGCCCCGCCAUCACUUGGGCUUCCAGCUGUUGUCCGACUACAACUCCCAGCAGGCCUAGUUGGGUGUUCCAGCUGACCGCUGAUCUUGUAAUGCAGAAUGAGGAGGGUGCAAAGUGUUACUGUGAGAGCAGCCUGAGCCAAUCCAAAAAUUCAAAAAGCCAGAGCCAAGUAACAUAGGAAAAUGCAGAAUUCUGAGUGGUGGAUCAUGUGCCUUUAUCAGCUACUGUAUCAAUACUGUGCCUUUCUGCCCUUUAUGUGUCAUAUUCUGAUUUGUACCAGAAAUAAAGACUAAUAAACUAGAAUUUAACAUU